AUGGCUGAAGCUGUUUUCAAACAUACAGUAAAACAAAAAGGAUUAGAAUCAAAAUUUAUAGUGGAUAGUUGUGGAACUAACGUCUGGCGUGAACCUCCUAAUCCAAAAAGUGUUGAAGUUUGUAGAAAACAUAAUAUAGAUAUUAAUCAUAGAUCCAGAAAAAUCUCAAAAGAAGAUUUUGACAAGUUUGACUAUGUUUUGUGUAUGGAUGAUAUGAAUUUACUUGAUGCAGAACGUCUUAAACCUGAAGCUUCAAAAUUGAUUGUCAAAUUUGGUGAGUAUGAUCCACAAGGUGAAAAAGUUAUUAGAGAUCCAUAUUUUGGCGAUAUUAAAGAUUACGAAACAAGUUUUGGCCAGACUAGUGUUAGUAGUAAUAAUAAUAAUGUCAUUAACUCGUUAGAGUUUUUGUCAAAAUUAUCAAAUGACAUUUCAUGGUUACUUCAUAAUAGUGAUGAUUGUGAUGUAUUAAUCCAAGUUGGUGAGGAACCGAAUUCAAAAAGGUUUCCUUGUCAUAUUGCAAUAUUACGUGCAAGGUCUUCAUAUUUCCGUAGAACUUUAUCAAAAGACUGCGAAGAGGAUGAAGAAACUUUAGUGAGACUAUUAACAUUAGGAGGUGAAUUGAUGUUGGAUCAGUAUUCUGAAAAACCUGCUUCGAUUUUUAGGUCUGAAGGGUUCAUCUCGUUAGAAGAACUAUUGGCUUCGUUGUUGAGACGAGAUGACAUUGGGAUGGAGGAAAUUGAAAUUUGGAAUUAUAUAAUCAGAUGGGGAAUUGCCAAUACGCUUGGUAUCCAUUUGAAACCUGGUAGUAUACCAAAUUCUAUAGCGUUGCCGCUAAGGGAUCAAGAGACAUUGUUACUCCAACUUUUACCAAAAGUUGCAUACGAUUUUAGAUUGUUAGUUAGAGGUUCGAACGAUGGUUUCGAUGCAUCGACAUUUCAUGCCAGGUGUGAUCGUAAAGAAGCAACGGUUGUUUUUAUAAGGAUUGAGAAUAGUGGAGAGAUGAUCAGUGGGUAUAAUUCCGCAUAUUGGAGAACAAGUGCUAUUUAUAUACAAUCAGAUAAAAGUUUUUUAUUUUCAUUGGGUGAUGGAAAAAAAUUACAAAAUGCCAUAUUAAGUAGAAUCAGAGAUUCAUCAAAUGCAAUGACGGUCAUGCUUCCUACGGCCCACAUUUUGGUACCAGUGAUUUAA
Messenger RNA from Entrophospora candida, 1188 nucleotides. NCBI's taxonomy places the organism in Eukaryota, Fungi, Glomeromycota, Glomeromycetes, Entrophosporales, Entrophosporaceae. The record is from the annotation of a GenBank genome assembly.